UAACACCUGAACAACAACAACUUAUCGCCCACCAGCUCAUCUUAGCAUAGCCCACCCCUUCCCUUUCUGUCUUUCUCUCACGGCAGAGCAGUAGAGCAGCGGCGAAUGAUGUCGAACACAGACGGCGCUUCUAACGGCGUAGCUAACGGUGCCCUCAUGGACCCACAACGCCAGCAGCCUCCCGGCAAUGGUGCACUAACGGUGAAGAAACCGCCGGCAAAAGACCGCCACAGCAAAGUCGACGGCCGCGGCCGCCGUAUCCGCAUGCCGAUCAUCUGCGCCGCUCGGGUCUUCCAACUAACUCGUGAGUUGGGCCACAAAUCGGACGGUCAGACCAUAGAGUGGCUUCUCCGCCAGGCUGAACCGUCCAUCAUUGCCGCAACUGGUACCGGAACUACACCUGCCAAUUUCUCCGCGGUAGCCGUCUCCGUUAGAGGCUCUUCCAACAAUUCCGUCUCCGCCGCUCUCGACCAGAAACCCACGCCUUCCAUGCUGGGGCCUACACCCUUCAUCCUCGGCAAGCGACUCAGGAAUGAUGACGAUGAUGAUGAUGAUGAUGCAUCUCCCAAAGAAGACUCCACCGUCAGCGGCGGCGGCGCUGCUUCCUCCGCUGGUGGUGGCGGCGUGGGUCCCACUGCCGGUGGUUUCUGGGCUCUUCCGGCUCGGUCAGAUUUCGGCCAGGUUUGGAGCUUCGCUGCUGCACCGCACGAGAUGGUGGUGCCAACGCAGGCGGCGGUGGUUGCUGCUUCGCAGCAGACGGUGAUGGCUGGGAGGUUUGGACAGCAACCCAUGGGAGAGGCAUCGGCAGCGAGGGUUGGUAAUUACCUGCCGAUCACUCAAGGGCAUCUCAAUUUGCUGGCUUCGUUAUCUGGUGCUUCGGCUUCGUCGGGGAGAAGAGAUGAUGAGCCUCGUUGAUUAGUAUUGCUUUCGUGUGUUUGUGUUUUGAGUUUGUGUGUGUGUGGGUUUUGGGGUUGUUAUUACGGGUAAUGGUUAGGGAUUUUAGUUGAUGAAAAAUUAUGAAUGCAAUCGAUUAGGGGUUGUUAGUAGCACUUUGCUUGUCUUUCUCUCUGAAUCUUAGGGUUUAGUUUUCUUCUUCUGUGUAUUUCCUUAGUCUUUUAGGGUUUGAAGUUUAUUUCAUUGAAGGGAGAGUGAGCAAGGAAGGGGGGGCUUUGUUUUUUGUGACCCUGGCGAUCAUCUUCACUGGAAGGGACUCUUGUGUUUUGUUUUUGCUGCUUCCUUGAGUAUUAACUAUGAAGGGUUAGCCAGAGAAGAAACUUGGGAUCAUUGAAAAUUGGCUUUUGUUUAAUGGUGGAUGAUGUGGUUUUCUUCUUUCUCGCUUUCCCUGGUUCAGGGCAAGGUGGUUUCUGUUGUUGCUGCUGCUGCUGCAUAAUGAGCAUUGGGGGUUUGUGAUGUUUGAAGGUUGUUUUGCAGAAUGGGGCUCUGAUGAAGUGGUUUGAUUAGCUCUCUGGGUGGCGAAAUAGGAGUUCAGGGUAAUUGUGCUUCUGAAAUUAUUUUCGAUUUUCCUUCUGGGCUACUGUUACCAUGGUGAUAAGCUGCUACAUGAGCAUUGAAGUUUACCUUGGUGUAGCUGGAAUUAUUUUCUCUGGGGAUCCUGAUUUUAGAGCAGAUUUCCAAGCUGCCAUUUUGGUUAAUUGCGAGAGAAGAAUUACAUUGUUUUUGCUGCGUCAUGUGUGCUGGGUUUAUCUCUGCAACUGGGGUCCUCACGCUCUCUAUCUCCCGUGAUCUCUAUGUUCAUGUCGAGGACUUGAUGAAGACUGCUGCGGAAAUGCUCUUGGUCCAUGCUUGUAAGAUCUCGUCUUUUCUAUUAAUCUGAUUUUUUUUAGCAUUUCUUAGAUUUAUCAGCAUGACAAUAAUGGGGUUUUGUGUAUGUAAUGGAUUGUUUGGGGUGCCUGCAGUGUGAAUAAAAUGUACGUCUGUUUAUUUCUU
Messenger RNA from Telopea speciosissima, 1947 nucleotides. RefSeq names its product transcription factor TCP7-like. The coding region runs from base 106 to 915 and encodes 269 amino acids. Lineage: Eukaryota; Viridiplantae; Streptophyta; Magnoliopsida; Proteales; Proteaceae. The record is from RefSeq and is a predicted model, not a curated record. Gene Ontology annotation, cellular component: nucleus. The transcript has 2 exons. Gene Ontology annotation, molecular function: DNA-binding transcription factor activity; sequence-specific DNA binding.